This is a messenger RNA of Rhipicephalus microplus (southern cattle tick), 5575 nucleotides long. RefSeq names its product Pyruvate carboxylase (gene PCB). The record is from RefSeq and is a predicted model, not a curated record. Gene Ontology annotation, molecular function: ATP binding; pyruvate carboxylase activity; metal ion binding. NCBI's taxonomy places the organism in Eukaryota, Metazoa, Arthropoda, Arachnida, Ixodida, Ixodidae. Gene Ontology annotation, cellular component: cytoplasm. Gene Ontology annotation, biological process: pyruvate metabolic process; gluconeogenesis.
CACGCUGCCGAUGCCGCCGUCUGGUCUGGGUCUGCGUCGUCUGCGACAUCGUUGUCCACGCGCUGAGCCCAGCUAACGAUAGAAGAAGAAGAAGAAGAAAAAAAAUUAUCUGCCGCUUUUGGCUUCGUGGUGUGCGAGUUUGUUUCGCGUCCCGUUAGGACGUCAGAAACUUUACGGGGCCUUCAGCUAUGACGUGAACGAGAUUGGAGAGCGUCGCGGAAGACAGAAAAGCUACUGCCACUCCGGAGACCAAGGCGGCGUCAAGCAUCGGAGAGGAAACGUUCGCUUUGCUUUUUUGUUUAUUUCCUACCUUCAGGGCAUAAGUUUCUGCGGAGAGUGCGAUAGCUGCCAAGAUGAAGGCCCUGCUACUGAAGAGGAUCAACCUGCAUGCGGCCCUAGUGCGGUCCUCUCUGUGCCCUCUAUACCAGAGCACCUGUUACUACUCCUCCAGUCCUUCCCCUGACAUCAAGCCCAUCAAGAAGAUUCUUGUAGCUAACAGAGGUGAGAUUGCUAUCCGUGUCUUCAGGGCAUGCUACGAACUCGGCAUCGGAUCGGUUGCCAUUUACUCGGAGCAGGACAAAAUGCACAUGCAUCGACAGAAGGCGGAUGAGGCAUACCUCAUCGGGAAGGGCCUCUCCCCUGUCGAAGCCUACCUCAACAUCCCCGAAAUAAUCAGGAUCGCUCAGGAGAACCACGUUGAUGCCAUUCAUCCGGGAUAUGGUUUCCUCUCGGAAAGGUCAGACUUUGCUCAGGCUGUCAUCGACGCCGGCAUUCGGUUCAUCGGUCCCACGCCGGAGGUGAUGGCCAAGAUGGGGGACAAGAUAGCUGCACGCCAGUCAGCCAUCAGUGCAGAUGUGCAGGUUGUUCCUGGAACUGACAGUCCUAUAGAAACGACAGAGGAGGCUGUGGAAUUUUGCAAGAAACAUGGCUUACCGGUCAUCUUCAAGGCUGCUUAUGGUGGCGGUGGCCGAGGAAUGCGAGUCGUCAAGGAAAUGAGUGAAGUGGAAGAAAACUUUCAGAGGGCUACGUCGGAGGCGAAGGCUGCCUUUGGCAACGGUGCCAUGUUCAUUGAGAGGUUCAUUGUCCGCCCACGUCACAUAGAGGUUCAACUGUUGGGUGACAAAGCAGGCAACGUGGUGCACCUGUACGAGCGUGAUUGCUCGGUGCAGCGACGACACCAGAAAGUUGUGGAAAUCGCUCCUGCUGCCAACCUCAAUCCAGACGUCCGACAAGCCAUGCUUACUGAUGCAGUGCGCCUUGCCAAGCACGUCGGCUAUGAGAAUGCGGGAACGGUGGAGUUUCUGCUGGAUGAGACGGGCAAACACUACUUCAUAGAGGUCAACGCUCGGCUUCAGGUGGAGCACACCAUCACCGAGGAAAUCACUGGCGUCGACCUGGUGCAGUCUCAGAUCAAGGUUGCCGAGGGCACCUUCCUGCCGGACAUUGGGCUGGUGCAGGAGAACGUUGUGCCCAAGGGCUGUGCCAUUCAGUGCCGAGUCACCACAGAAGACCCGGCCAAGAACUUUCAGCCCGACACGGGACGCAUUGAGGUUUUCCGGAGUGGAGAGGGCUUUGGAAUUCGGCUCGACAGUGCGUCGGCUUUUGCCGGUGCCAUAAUCUCCCCGUACUACGACUCCCUACUCGUGAAGGUUAUCGCCCAUGCUCAAAACAUGAGGUCCGCAGCAGCAAAGAUGAAUCGUUGUCUGCGAGAGUUCAGAGUUCGGGGUGUCAAGACAAACAUUCCUUUCCUGCUCAACGUGUUCCAAAAUGAGCAGUUCCUCAGCUCCAACGUCGACACUUACUUCAUUGACGAGCACCCCGAGCUUUUUUACUUCAUGCCGUCGCAAAACCGGGCACAAAAGUUGCUCUACUACUUGGGCAACGUCAUGGUGAACGGUCCCAUGACUCCCUUGGCAACUCCGCUUAAACCAUCCGACCUCACCCCAGUCAUUCCGGACAUCGAGGCAGGCCCCGACAGACAGAAUUACGUACCUGGCUCCAAACCGCCACCAGGACUACGCGACUUCCUGGUCAAGGAAGGGCCCGAAGCAUUUGCGAAGAAAGUACGCCAACACGAUGGUUUGCUGCUGAUGGACACGACAUACCGUGAUGCCCACCAGUCACUCUUGGCCACACGAGUGCGCACGAUUGACCUGCUCAACAUCAGCCCCUUUGUUGCGCACAGCUUUAAUAAACUGUACAGCUUGGAAAACUGGGGUGGAGCAACAUUUGACGUGGCUAUGCGCUUCCUGCACGAGUGUCCUUGGGAACGGUUGGAGCGGAUGCGUACUCUUAUCCCGAACAUUCCGUUCCAGAUGCUUCUGAGGGGUGCCAACGCUGUGGGCUACACAUCUUACCCUGACAACGUGGUCUACAAGUUUUGUCAACUGGCAAAGGACUGUGGUAUGGACAUCUUCCGGGUUUUCGAUUCUCUCAACUACCUUCCCAAUCUAAUUCUCGGCAUGGAUGCGGCAGGGAAAGCAGGUGCUGUGGUGGAGGCAGCCAUCUCCUACACCGGAGAUGUCUCCAAUCCUGAAAGAACCAAGUACAACCUGGACUACUACUUGAAGUUGUCCGACGAGCUGGUCAAAGCUGGCACUCACGUACUCUGUAUCAAGGACAUGGCUGGCUUAUUGAAGCCACAGGCAGCACGCAUCCUGAUCACAGCACUCAGGGACCGACACCCAGAUGUGCCAAUUCACAUCCACACGCACGACACAGCUGGUGCGGGUGUUGCCUCUAUGCUGGCCUGUGCUGAAUCUGGCGCAGAUGUUGUUGAUGUGGCCGUUGACUCCAUGUCCGGUAUGACAUCGCAGCCUAGCAUGGGUGCCAUUGUGGCCUGUCUGCAAGGCUCCAAGUAUAAGACCAGGAUCUCCCUGGAAAGCGUGAGCCGAUACUCAGCGUACUGGGAGCAAGCUCGUACCCUGUAUGCCCCGUUCGAGUGCGCCGUCACCAUGAAGAGUGGUAAUGCCGACGUGUACGAGAAUGAGAUCCCCGGAGGACAAUACACGAACCUGCAGUUCCAGGCAUUCAGCCUGGGACUUGGCGAGCACUUCGAGAGCAUCAAGAAGGCCUACCGCGAGGCCAAUCUCCUGCUUGGUGACAUCAUCAAGGUGACGCCCUCUUCCAAAGUUGUCGGGGACCUGGCACAGUUCAUGGUGCAGAAUGACCUGACCAGCCAGGAUGUGCUUGACCGUGCUGAGGAACUGAGCUUUCCCAGCUCUGUGGUGGAGUUCAUGCAGGGCUACAUCGGAGAGCCCUACGGUGGCUUCCCAGAGCCACUUCGCAGCAAGAUCCUGAAGGACAUGGCUCGUAUCAGUGGCCGGCCUGGACAAAGCUUGCCUCCACUCGACCUCGGCGUGCUGAAGAAAAAGCUGGUCGACAAGUUUGGGCCCAGGAUACGCGAAACAGACGUCAUGAGUGCCGCCAUGUACCCCAAGGUCUGCGACGACUUCCUCAACUUCCGCCAAACCUUCGGGCCCGUCGACCUUCUUGACACACGAGUCUUCCUCGUCGGACCACGUGUUGGGGACAACUUUGAGGUGACAAUUGAGAAAGGCAAAACAUUGCACAUCAAGACCUUGGCUGUGGCUGCCGAUGUCACACCAACCGGUGAGCGCGAGGUAUUCUUUGAGCUAAAUGGCCAACUGCGAUCUGUCUUUGUCAAGGACAACAGUAUGAGUGAGGACAUUGUGGUACAGCCCAAGGCAGACAAAGACGUCAAGGGAAGCGUGGGUGCCCCCAUGCCGGGUACUGUGGUCGACAUCAAGGUCAAAGAAGGACAGGAGAUCAACAAGGGUGACGCGUUGGUCGUGCUGAGCGCCAUGAAGAUGGAAAUGGUGGUGCAGGCACCCGUGGCCGGCAAGGUGAAGAAGAUCUACAUCACCAAGGACAUGAAACUUCAGGGUGACGACCUUUUGCUUGAGAUCGAGGAGGCUUCGUGAUCUCGUUUAUUGGAACGAAGAGCCCCUUCUGUUUCUCAAAGUCCAUGUCUAUUGUUGGAGCAACUUCAGCGAUGAAUCCCUCACCCGAGCCAACAUUUCCGAUAGGCCAUGCGCUCGCAGUUCAGAAGUCCACAUGCGAGCAUUGGCCAAUAAUGACUUCCAAGAGAGGAACCAACCUGAAUGUUUAAUUUCCGGCACCUUUCCAUUGUUGUUCAUUUAUACCAUGUUCAUUUCUUCUUUCCUUCCACCCCGAGACAUGGGAUAUCGAUUACAAAGGCGCGCGUUUAUGAUGUGAUGUGUUCUUUAAGGUUUUCGGCUUCUAGGGGUGCCCUCGCCUUUCAGGAGCAUUGAAUGGGUGUCACAUAUCAACCAAAGCGCCCUAGUCAUCUGAUGCAACGUGCUUGCUCAUUGUGCUCGAUGAACAUAAAGCAGAGCCAACAUUCAGCUAAGCAACACACGAGGCUAGUUUGACCACAUUCUGUUUUCUCGUGCUUUCAACGAGGAACAGAAUAAUUGAAGAGCGACGCAGUGAAAGUGCAAACUAUUAGCUGAUUUUAUUCGAAGUGAGUGUUUAUACACGGUGAUCGGUGGGUGGCAAAAGUAGCUUCGCGAUUUGUUAAGAAUUAUAAAAAAAAUUAUAAAGACGAAACAAGCCUGGGAGUCCUGUUGGCUAGCCCUUAGGUUAGUCUAAUGCGCUAUUCACGUUUUGUAGGAAUUGAACUUCCUGUCAUUGUCUGUUAGACAUACUCUGUGAUUGUGCACAAAUUUGCACAGUGGCAGACACGUGUUCUUAAUUUUUAAAAAAUCUUUACGGGUUGACGGGCGUCCCUUCCCUGAUUUAGUGUUUGCUGGUUAGCGAGACAUUUAGUUACGUGAAGGUGCACUCCAGAGAGUGCCAUGCUUUAGCUAACAAGCCACUCUUGUGACGUCCAACUCGAUUAUUGCCUAUAUCAAUAGAUGAACGAUUUCCCUUAGGCAUUACUUAUGUAUAGUAUACGCUUCCGGUGUUUGCCUUUUGCAAGCAACCAAUUUUCCGGUGCCGUUGACUCUAUCGUCAUUUUCUACAUUUAUGUUAUAUAAUAUAAAAAGUAGUUUAUUUGCAUUUUAUAUACAACUUUUAGGAGACCUAAAAGUGGUUUUACAGGUUCAUUUCAAAGUGUUUUUUAUAUGCUUUGCGGUCGAAGUCGUGUUACAGUUAGUCAAGUACCUCGAACAUUCUAUUAAAAAAAAAAUCUCAUGUUCUUAAUAAGAGUGUUGGACAUUUUAGAAUACUUUUUGUUCCAUUUUUUUGUUUGUGUAUAUUCAUGUGUGCAAUUGUUGUACAAGCAUCACUUCAGUUUAGUUAGGGAGUGCUCUAGAGGUCUCCAAUUUUUUCCCUGGGAACUCAAGAAAACAGCCUUAACCACUGCCUUGGUGAUCCACUUGUCAGCGAAUAGAAGCGUGGGAGCAGAGCACCUUGAAGUGCUUGUGUUGUUCGAGAGUGAUAAUGCGGUCUUUCAGAGAGAGUCUUCCAAGGAAGGUGCGUAUGAAUAGUUCCACACAUGUCUAUUUUUCACAAGUCGUUUUUUAUUUUGGUCGGUCCUCAUGUGCUCUUGCUGUAUAUAAUCACAAUAAAUAAAACGUCGAAACGC